Messenger RNA from Knipowitschia caucasica, 357 nucleotides. The record is from the annotation of a GenBank genome assembly. NCBI's taxonomy places the organism in Eukaryota, Metazoa, Chordata, Actinopteri, Gobiiformes, Gobiidae.
AUGACUCCCACCUUUACCACAGGAGCCCCUGCGUUCGUAGCGCCCACGGUCUCCUGCAGAAUCUCGCAGCCACUCGUGGAGCUCACAGAUCCAUCGCGUGCCCCCCCUGCUGUGGCCCCCUCCCCCUCUCUGCUGGACGUGGAGGGGCUGCUGGGUCUGCCCCCCAGUCUCCUGCAGAUGACCGAGGACCAGCUGGCCUGCCCUGGAGCCUCCGUGGGCCCCUUCGUCAGCUUCUCUCCCCCCCUGGACCACGACGACGACUACCUGUGGAGCCUGGAGGAGCACGAGGGCGUGUCCGACUUCUUCGACUCCUACGACCUCGGCGACCUGCUAAGGCCGAGACUGAGGCCGAGCUGA